GCCUUCCUCCCAGUCAUGUACUCCAUCAUCUGCUUCACAGGCCUGCUGGGGAAUGGGCUGGUAAUGCUGACCUAUGUCUAUUUCAAGAGGCUCAAGACCAUGACAGAUGUCUACUUACUAAACCUGGCCUUGGCAGACAUCCUCUUCCUCUUGACCCUCCCCUUCUGGGCCACUAGUGCAGCCAAACACUGGAUUUUUGGGGAGUUUGCCUGCAAAACAGUCUACUGCAUCUGCAGGAUGAGCUUCUUUAGCGGGAUGCUCCUGCUGCUGUCCAUCAGCAUUGAUAGGUACUUUGCCAUUGUCCAGGCUGCCUCUGCCCACCGCCUCCGCCCCCAGAUGAUCUUAGUCAGCAAAAUCACCUGCAUCCUUAUCUGGAUCCUGGCCUUUAUCCUCUCCAUCCCAGAGCUAGUCCACAGUGGCGUACAAGACUCAGAGAACUCUCUUCCUCGCUGCUCCAUUGUUGCUUUUGAUUUGCAACAGUUUGACACCGGCAUCAAAGUGUCCCAGAUGGUCUUUGGCUUCCUGGUGCCUCUGGUGGUCAUGUCCUUCUGUUACUUCGUCAUCAUCAAGACUUUACUCCAGGCCCGGAACUUUGAGAAGAAUAAAGCCAUCAAGGUCAUCAUUGCUGUGGUGAUAGUGUUCGUUGUCUUCCAGCUGCCCUACAAUGGUGUUAUGCUGGCCAAGACCAUCUCGUCCUUCAACCACACAGACAGCAUGUGCGAGAAGAGCAAGCAGCUCGAUGUGGCAGAUGAUGUAACCUACACCUUGGCUUGCUUCCGCUGUUGCCUCAACCCUUUCCUCUAUGCUUUCAUCGGUGUCAAGUUCCGCAAUGACCUCUUCAGGCUUCUCAAGGAGCUGGGCUGCCUAAGCCAAGAGAGGCUCUGGCAGCUGUCAACCUGCAGGGAAAACAAGAGGUUCUCCAUCGCCAUGGAGACAGAAACAACCACCACUUUCUCACCAUGA
This is a messenger RNA of Alligator sinensis (Chinese alligator), 963 nucleotides long. RefSeq names its product C-C motif chemokine receptor 7 (gene CCR7). The record is from RefSeq and is a predicted model, not a curated record. Bases 16 to 963 code for a protein of 315 amino acids. Lineage: Eukaryota; Metazoa; Chordata; Crocodylia; Alligatoridae. Gene Ontology annotation, molecular function: chemokine (C-C motif) ligand 21 binding; chemokine (C-C motif) ligand 19 binding; C-C motif chemokine 19 receptor activity. Gene Ontology annotation, biological process: G protein-coupled receptor signaling pathway; immune response; inflammatory response. Gene Ontology annotation, cellular component: membrane. The transcript has a single exon.